This is a messenger RNA of Lobosporangium transversale, 3350 nucleotides long. RefSeq lists its product as hypothetical. The transcript has 5 exons. Gene Ontology annotation, molecular function: protein serine/threonine phosphatase activity. Bases 327 to 3296 code for a protein of 989 amino acids. The record is from RefSeq and is a predicted model, not a curated record. Lineage: Eukaryota; Fungi; Mortierellomycota; Mortierellomycetes; Mortierellales; Mortierellaceae. Gene Ontology annotation, biological process: protein dephosphorylation.
AUUCUCGUCUUUAACCGCCGCAUCAGCUCUUCUUUAAUUUAGGUGGAUCCGAAAGGCAUUUCACCAUUAUAAUUGGUCUUACAAGGAGAAAAAAGGAGAGAAAGGAUAAUUGUCCAAGGACAUCGUUCUCGUUCCUGUUUUAAUUAGACAUUGCUUUGUGUCAGAGCAGCUGCGAAGGUCCCUAAUUAGAGGUGAUGGCUUGUUUUUAUCCUUGCAACACAUCCUCGCCAUUAAUCCACACUCUUUCUUCAGCAUUAAUCUUCGUCUCUUAAUAAGAAAAUCUCGAACGAUUUAAAAACACUCUUCCCCAACAAAAUUUAUCAGGCAUGGACCUUGUGGAUAGCAUGAACACCGCUAUGGACCAGGAAAAACAACAUCGGUCCACACCCUCUCUUCUUGUACGCGAUAACAUCUCGACAAGUCAAGAUAAUCAGGAACCUGAUCAAGAAUCGAUCUCAACAAGUACCACCAUUACAACCCUUGGAAUGGAGCCAUCCACACCAAAUUCGGCGCUUCCAAACAGUAGUGACAGCAAUGCUGUUAAUUAUUCCGCAACUUCAUUACUUGGAACGAACUCGACUCUAGCAUCGCCUACAGAACAUUCAGCCACAACUAAUAAUGCCACCGAGAAUGCCACGGCUACAUCACCUAAAGUCAUCAGCUCAACGCUAAACGAAUUUGUGGAUGGGAAAAGUACCAAUGGUGAGUCAACAGCAGCACCAAUGGAGGCAGAAUCAAGUGCAGAAGGAAUAGAGAGAGCAGAGGGAAUAGAGGAAGCAGAAGCAGUACAGUUGCCUGGAAACGAGGCGUUAGCAACAACAACAGAGCUAGCAAAUGAAGAAGCAGAGUCUACAGAGCCAAAGCCUACAAAAAAGAAAAGAGGCAGACCUGCUGCGUCACCAUCUCAACUCCCAGAACCCCUCGCAGCAUUACCAGCAUCCACCAAAUUACCAGACCUUGAGGAUUUCAACCUGAGGGCAGAGCAGACUAAAAACCCAUUGUUUGUCGCGAUCUGUAAAGUUUUACUUGUCUAUGGCAACCAUUGGCAGAGCGCCAUGGAUCUAGUCGAUGGUGUGCGGCAUUUCGGUCUUGCAAGCCUUGGUGGUCGGACACCAAAGGGUACUAUACAAGGCGCUAUAUCGACAGGAUUGGCUUUAGCACAAGCUCUCAAAACGUUUGAGCCAAUUGAAAAGUUGCGGUUGAAUAGUACAACAUAUUAUCGAAUGGAUCUCAGAGUACUGGAAGAGCCAUCAUCAGAUGCUAGAGAGUCUUUUGAAGCCGGAAAUGAUACAAAAAUUAGAACUACAUCAACCAUACGUAAAAAAAAACCAGCGGGAAGGAAAAAAAAACGCAAACCUGUGGCGCCAUCAUCAGACACUUCGGACUCAGAUAGCAUGGAGGAGGAUUACAAUGAUGAUGAGGACAGGUCCUCAAACGGCUAUUCAAAGCCAUCUUCAAAGCGAGUGCGAACAGAUUCCCCUCCUAUGCAACAAAAGAUUCUUGCUAAGCAAGAUAUGCCAAAUGGCCUCAAAAAAUUACCAAAGGGUUAUGUUUAUGACACAGAUAUCAACCAAUCAGCACUUAUGAACCUAUCUAUCAAUCCUACACAAACUGGGGAGUUCAUGGAGCAUCUGAAAGGUCAACAGGCACUAUUGGAAAUUGAGUAUCCUGACAAGCGGUCACAAUAUGGUGUUGAUCUUACAAAGGAGCCAAUGUGGUUUGCAGUGGAGCAGCAAACUGGUUAUACUUAUCCUCGACUAAGGACUAGCAGACGUGAGAGGCUAACUAAACCAGACUGUGAGGAUGGAUAUGCAGUGGCUGAUUUGAAGCACAGUGAAGGGUAUUUGGGGCGAUUGUUUUGUAUUACUGAUGGUCAUGGUGGACGGGCUUGCUCAUCGUUUGUAAUCGCGACGAUACCUGGCGUAAUGCAGGUGAUUUUGGGAAAAUACAAACCCGAGGAUUUGUCUUUGCCUGAUGUCCAGGAGACUGUGAAAACACGUAUUACAGAGGCAAUCCGGCUGAUUGAUAAGGAGUACCUUGAUCAUAAGAAACAGCAAUAUCUGCUUUACAAGGCCAAAAAACUCCAACACGAUCCUGGCAGUGAUGGUACGACGUUGAUUGUUAAUAUAUUCAUCGACAAAUGGCUCAUCUGUGUGAACGUUGGCGACAGUCGAACAAUUCUAAGCACCAGAGACAUGACAGGACGAUGGAAUGUGGAUUUCUCCAGUGAGGACCACACCCCAUCACUGGAACGACUUGCACAGACAAUCUAUGCUAAUGGUGGCGAGUUUGUGACACACGACGAUAAGGUGAUCAGGUUUGAUCCCAACUUCAAAAACGAUAAAAAACAUCGACAGUCACUAAAAGAAGCACGGAUACGAGUCAAGAAUGGUGCAUCAAAUCUUUAUGGUAUUCCUUACCGAACAAGGAAUGGACAAGCAGCCUCGAUCAACCUGGGGGCCUGCAUUGGCGAUGUAUUGUACAAGCUGGACCCUGUCAAGCCGAUUCUGAGCAGUAAACCUGAUAUUACGUUCAUCGAUAUCUCUAGCAUUCAGCAUGGUUAUUUACUGAUGGCAUCCGAUGGAUUGUGGGACUAUGUGAUGCGAGGAGGCAAAAUGCAGGACCAGAACGCUGCAGUCUCCCAAUUUGUGGGAGACAAGAUUGAUCGAGGUUGGACUCACCAGAGAAUUGUCAGUACAUUAUCGGAUCGCGAAGGAAUGACGGGGCUGUACACGGAUUCGAUUCAGGAAUAUGAUGACUUUACUGCCAUCUUAGUAACCAUUAACAGCACCCAACAGAAUGGGACUCAAGGUUUAGAGAAAAAGUCAGAACCGGAGGGUGAAUCAGCUCAGCAAGAAGCCUCCGAGACUGCAUUCCUUAGUCACCAGGAGCAGCACCAACAAGAGGAUACACCAGCGAUAAAUGGAGGUGAAUCUGUAGUAGUGCAAUCAUCUGAUGUUGAACCUGCCAACAAUGAGGCUGAGCAACCACAGACUUUAGCAAUGCAAGCGGACGAGGACAUGGGGCCUAUAUCUCCCAAGAAUUUACAAUCAUCUAUAUCUGAACAUCUUCCUAGACGGAGCUCUGAAGCUGAGACAAAUAUUUCAGUGGAACGGAUGGAUAUUGACGAGGGUGAGGAUUCCGGUCCUGAGUCAACUCUAACGGACGUUGAUCUCGACGAUAUGUCGACAGAUCUAGAUAUAUCGCCGUCUCAGGACCAAGACCAGAAUAUGGAUGAAGUUAUAGAUCCGAUUGCAAGCCCAGCACGCAAUUCAUCCGAAGACAUUGACAUUUGAUGAUGCAAAGAAGACAAAUAUCCACAAACAAUACAAAAUUAAAUCCCUGUACAG